AUGUUACAAUCAGCACUAGUACUAGCCGCCAGCAUGUUAUCAUUUCUUGUACUAUUUUUGGUAAGCACCAGCAACAUACCCUAGAUUACUUUACUUUAUAGAUACUGUACCAAACGCAUCGUUGGAAUCGUCGUAGGUUUACUCGGUCGAAAAUACAUGUCCAAACGUAUACAUUAAGUCAGCGCUUUCAGUUGAGUGAGAACAUUCGAUCUGUCACAUUAAUUAUACAAUCUGGCUUCUUGGCCGUUCUAGGCGGCAUCUUCGUUGCUUUCCAAAUUUUAGUCGCCGUGUUGUUUUCAGAUCAAAUACCGGUAUGUUUCACAAGUUUUUAGUUGUAAAGAAAGAUCUUGCCAUUUCAUGUUUUGUAAAGAAAGUUCUUGCCAUUUUUUUAUUUUUUAAAAUUUGUAAAAUUUCAGAAUUUCACAGGGCUAACAAACGCCACCGGCCCUUUAUGGGUGUCUAUAAUGUUUUUACCUGCCGCAGUUCUUCAAAUUACAGUAAUCCCAGCGUGGAAAAGAAAGUCAAUAUCAUUGCUAUUGUUAUUGGUCCAGAAUAACAAGUCAGCUGUUGAGAAACUGGAGCCCCAGCUGGUACGGGUUUAUGUGAUAAAGAGGAAGAUAACUGAUGGUAAAGUGAAUGAGAGGGAGCUGUACUUCGAAAUGCUGAAUCAGGCUUGGAGAUAG
Messenger RNA from Bursaphelenchus okinawaensis, 683 nucleotides. The record is from the annotation of a GenBank genome assembly. NCBI's taxonomy places the organism in Eukaryota, Metazoa, Nematoda, Chromadorea, Rhabditida, Aphelenchoididae.